This is a messenger RNA of Rhodotorula toruloides NP11, 2598 nucleotides long. Its product is annotated as homeobox protein OTX. Gene Ontology annotation, biological process: regulation of transcription by RNA polymerase II. Gene Ontology annotation, molecular function: sequence-specific double-stranded DNA binding; DNA-binding transcription factor activity, RNA polymerase II-specific. Gene Ontology annotation, cellular component: nucleus. The record is from RefSeq and is a predicted model, not a curated record. The transcript is spliced from 2 exons. NCBI's taxonomy places the organism in Eukaryota, Fungi, Basidiomycota, Microbotryomycetes, Sporidiobolales, Sporidiobolaceae. Bases 1 to 2598 code for a protein of 865 amino acids.
AUGGCCGCCGCCCUUCCCUCAACCUCGGCUUCAUCCUCACACACCUUCCCCCCACCUCCUUCUCACCAUCCCCCCUCCGCCUCCUCCUCGUCCGUACCACGCAACUCGCGCACAAUCCUCUCCGACACGACCUCCCAGUCCUUCGGAAACCCCAACUCGCUCCCCGGUCCUCCGCCAUCACACUUCUUCCCCUCGAUUCCCAAGGCUCAGCGGGACAGGGCCAGGCAGGCAAGGUUGGAUGCGGCUGCGGCGGCUGCGGCGGAGGCGGCGGCAGCGAGUCCGAGCCCUCCUCCGCCUGCUGUACCCGCCAAAGACGGCAUCACCUCGCGAGCGGGAGGAGCGGGCAGCGGCUCAUCAGACGACGAGCGACAACAGCGCCAAGCUCGUGCUGAACUCGCCUCGUCCGGACCGUUCGAUAACCGUCGACCGUCUGUUGUUGGAUCGGGGGUUGGAACGGGCGGGAGCGCGGGAACGAAGAGGCGGUUCAGGGAUGUCGAGAGGACGAGUUGGGAUGCUGCGAGUGAGCUUGUGCGCAUCGAGCGGGAGAGGGAGAAGGAGAGGAUGGCGCGUGGCGCUGGCGUCGAAGGUGGGAAGGGCAAGGAGGUGAUGCGGGACGAGGAAGACAGGGAGAAGACCCCGACGCCGAGUAUGGCCCAGUCCGUCUCUUUCGCCGACCGCUCCCAACCACGCGGAACCGCCUCAACAUCCGUCUCACCCGAUCCUCCCGAACCCGCCUCCGCCAAGCGCUUCUCGAUCGCCUCGCUCGUAUCGGACGAUGCGGACGCAGAUGGGGACGAAGCGAUGGUGCUGGACGAUGAUGCGAGUGUCGUGACCGGCGCGACGGGGACGUCGGCGAACGGUGAAGGAGGGCAGAGUGAUGGAUCGGCGAAGGAGCCGGCAAAGAAGAGGAGCAGGACGUUGACGACGCCGGCGCAGACGGCGGUGCUGAAUGCGCUGCUGGCGAAGACGCGCUUCCCCUCGACCGAAGUCCGCGAGGAGGUCGGACGGCAAAUCGGCAUGUCUGCGCGGCGCGUCCAAGUGUGGUUCCAGAACCGGCGGCAGUCGCAAAAGCGGCAACGGGAUCGUGAAGCGCAAGAAGCAGCGGCAGCUUCGGCAGCAGCAGCUUCGGCGAUGUCUGCGGGCGUUCAUCCGUCGAUGCACCACCCCGGCUAUCCUCCGCUACAUCCGCACGCCUACCCGCCCGGCGCGUACGGCGGGCCUAUACCAGUCUACGCCGGCAUGCAAGGCGGCAAGCCUUUCCCGCCUCACCCCGGCGCAGUCUACCCAGGCCGCCCCGACCUGCACCGAAACGCUUCGAUGGACUCGCUCGGCAGCCAGCAGAGCUACGCCUCGUCCCGCCUCAGUAUGGGCAGCAGUUACCAAAUGCCAAGCGCACUGCACAGCCGAGACUCGCUUGCGCCUUUGCCGUCCGAACAGCGGUUCUCGAACCCUUACGCUGGAGGCGCGCCGCCAUACACCUUCGGACGAUCGCCUCAUCCCGCAUACGGUCCGACCGGACUGCCCGUCCCGCCCCCUCAACUCGCCUAUCCCCCGCAUCCUGGCGCACCCGCGCCGAUCACGACGAAACUCUACUUCCCGCAUGUCCCGCGCUCGCAUGCUCCGCCUGGCAGGAUUCAGGCGGAUCCGCUCGCGAGCGCUGGCGCGCCGGACGUCAAGCUUCCUUCGCUGUCGUCCGUCCUUGGCGCAGGUCCCGCCGCCCCUCAACCCGCUCAGCAACCUCCUCCCGCCCAUCCUCCCUCGUCAGCGCCCGUCGACCACCAACCCAUGUUCAGCCACUCACCUUUCUCGCCCACUCCCACGCACGCGAGCGUGACAUCGCCCGUCUCGGCACCUUUUCCGAACCCAUCCUUUCAGCGCGCCGUUUUCUCGCCCGAGCCGUCAUCCUCCUUCGAGCGCCUCCGUAUCUCGACUGGACCGCUCUCUCCUACGUCGGUCGCGACGCCCACACCCUUCUCGCCCGCUUCGACUGUGCCAACCCCCUCGACUGCUGCGACGACUCCAGUCGCACCGGCUCGUCCAGGCUCGACCGACAUUCUCGACGUCGCGAUGGAGACAAUGGCGUACCGUUCCUCAGGCCGCUCGUUACCGCCUCGGCAGACUCUCCCGCCUCUGCGGUCGGUCUUUGGUGAUGCGCCUAUCGCGACGCGGGGAGGAAAGAAGGGUGGGCCGAGUGAGGCGGACAAGGCGCUGCUCACGCCUAUCAGGGCCGACUCUGCGGCUGCCCCGGCAGCGGUGGGACCUCCUCGACUUCCGCCGAUUCAGUCUCUCGCCCCAGUUGCGCUCGGCUUGCCCACCACUUCUUCCUCCGGUUCGUCCUCCGCCUCGCCACCCGCGACAACCUCCCGCCCCGCCAUCCGCGACUCCCGCGCCUCGACAUGGUCCGAAGCUUCUCACGUGACGCGCUCGUCCGCCGCCUCGUUCGAGUUUGGGAAACCUCCGGCGGGGUCGUAUCGCGCUUCGACGAGCAUUGAGAGGGAUGUGGUGGCGGAGAAACAGAGGGGGAGGGAAGCGAGAGGUGAGAGUGUCGAGACGGAGGAGACGAGCGCGAGUGCGGCAGAGGUUGGGAUGGCCAAGUAG